UUCAAAGAGAAGCAUCAUUGAACCGCUGCUAAAUAAUUUCUACAAGAUGUGAUUGAUUCAUAUGCAAAAUAUUCUCAAACCAGUGUUACGUUCUAACUUCUAACUUCUACCCGUUAAUCUGUUACUUAGAAACAAUAUGCAGAAAAGUGGGAAAUUGUCGUACGAAUUGUGUUUGAGUUACUUUUGCAAAAGAAUAUAAAAUAAAAAAAAUAAAAAAAAUGUUAACGUUUGUUAACAGGUUAAAAGGGUGACCUGUUAAAUCUAACAGGCUGAAUUUAGACGACCCGUUAGCUUAACGGGUUGAGUUUGGGUGACCCAUUAGCUAAACGAGUUGGGUUAAAACCAAUCUAAACCCAAUAAAACCAACCCGUUUGCAUAUCUAGUUUUAAACCCGGUGAUGGAGCUCGCACGGAAAAAUGAAAAAAAAAAAAAAUCUAUUUACCAAACAUUUGUUUUUUUGAACAAAAGUUAGCUUUUUUUAGCCAUGUAUCAAUUGGUAAUCCACUUUUGAAGGAGUCAUUGUUAAGCAUUACCAAUCAUUUGUACGCCCCAAAUUUGAAAAUAAAAAAGAAAAUGAACGACCUUUGAGACCAAUGAUCUCUCCACCUCACAUUUCCUAACAGAAGCAACCGUCAUUCAGAGCUACUACCCUUAUAAAUACCUCAUGACUCCACACUUUGGAAAGCAGGGGACACAAAAAGUAGUAUUAUUCAGUGCCCCAAUAAGUGACCCCAACAGCUCUACAGCAACUCACCUGAAAAAGAAAUCUUCCUUGUUUCUUUUUCGCCACCAGAAUCUACAUAUAAAAAAAAAUAAAAAAAAUAUUAGUUAGAUUUUUAGUUAUUUAUAUAUAUUAAUUCAAACAUGGGCGGAGCAGAUGGAUCUAACAAGAAGAAAAAGUUCGCCAUCAUCGGCGCCUCUGCCCUGAUUCUGGUGGCAAUGGUAGUUGCUGUAACUGUUGGGGUCACAGUAUCACGCCGCGGCGGAGGGUCAUCCGACGGCCACACCUCCACGUCCACAAAGGCGAUCCAGGCCAUUUGCCAGCCCACCGACUAUAAGAAGACAUGCGAGGAAAGCCUGUCAGGCGCGGCCGGUAACGUCACCGAUCCCAAAGAGUUGAUCAAAGUAGGGUUCCAAGUCACCAUGGACAUGCUCCGCGGCGUCAUCGAGAAGUCCACCACGUUGAAGGAUUUGGCUAAGGACCCAAGCACCGGAGAUGCACUCCAAAACUGCAAGGAGCUCCUGGAGUACGCCAUCGAUGACUUAGGUGACUCGUUUGACAGGAUUGGGGCCUUCGACAUGAGCAAGCUCGAUCUUUACGUGGAGGAUCUCAAAGUGUGGCUCAGCGCUGCCAUGACAUACGAGCAGACUUGCUUGGAUGGGUUCGAGAAUACCACUGGUGAUGCCGGUGAGAAGAUGAGGGAGUUCUUGAAGACAUCGCAGGAGCUCACCAACAACGGCCUCGCCAUGGUCGACCAAGUUUCCACGAUGUUCGGGGCUCUUAAUGUCAAAUCCGGCCGCAGACUCCUUGAGGCUACAGCUGGAACUGGUGCGAAGAAGUUCCAGAAGGCUAAGGUCAUCCCUGCUUGGAUUGAUAAUCGAAGGCUCGACCUCGCUACCGCCACUCCUCAGACGCUGAAACCCGAUGUGGUGGUGGCCAAAAAAGGGGGUGGUAAGUACACGACUGUCAACGAAGCCUUGAAGGAUAUCCCCAAGGACAACGCAGUGAAGGUCUUUGUAAUUUAUGUUAAGGAGGGAGUGUAUGAGGAGCAUGUCCUGUUUGAUAAGCACAUGACCAAUGUCAUGCUUAUAGGAGAUGGCCCCACUAAGACCAUUAUUACCGGUAGAAAGAACUUUGCAGAGGGUACCAAGACAAUGCAGACUGCCACAGUCGGUGUUGUGGGAGACUACUUCAUUGCCAAGGACAUUGGAUUUGAGAACACAGCCGGAGCUGUCGGACACCAAGCCGUGGCUCUACGUGUACAGUCAGACUUGUCCAUCUUCUACAACUGCAAGAUGGAUGGGUACCAAGACACCCUAUACACCCAAACUCACAGGCAAUUCUACCGCGACUGCACCAUCAGUGGAACCAUCGACUUCAUCUUUGGUGAUGCUGCCGCUGUGUUCCAAAACUGCAAGAUGAUCGUCAGGAAGCCACUCGAGAACCAGGCCUGCAUGGUGACUGCCCACGGUAGACUGGACAGACGUUCUCCCACGGGUAUCAUCCUCCAAAACUGCACCAUCUCUGGCGAACCAGGCUACGAGAAGGACCUGAACAAGGCAUACUUGGGCAGGCCAUGGAAGAACUACGCAAGAGCAAUCGUCAUGCAGUCCCAGAUCGAUGACGUGAUCGCUCCAGAAGGGUGGAUGGAAUGGAUUGGAUCAAACAAUCACCAAUCUUGCUGGUUCGGUGAGUUUGGCAACAGGGGACUCGGUGCCGACCAGACCAAGAGGGCGACAUGGCGUGGAAUUAAGGAGCUUACCGCUCAGCACGCCGCGGACUUCACCGCUGGGAGGUUCGUGUUCGGUGAUAGAUGGAUUCAGCCUAGCGGUGUGCCCUAUGUCGCUGGCAUGAUGCCGUAAGUGUAGAUAUAUAGAGCCGUUAGAGAUUAAUCUUAUAUUUUUAAAUAAAGACAAAAAAAAUUGUACUAUUCUUAUAUGUAUUAAAUCAAUUAUAGCAUUGUAAUCGAAAAAUCAAAAAUUAAAUUAAUUAUAGCGUAUAUACUUUGCUAA
Molecule: messenger RNA, 2733 nt
Organism: Pyrus x bretschneideri (Chinese white pear)
Lineage: Eukaryota; Viridiplantae; Streptophyta; Magnoliopsida; Rosales; Rosaceae
Product: probable pectinesterase/pectinesterase inhibitor 21
Exons: 2
Coding region: 865-2583 (572 amino acids)
Biological process (GO): cell wall modification
Molecular function (GO): pectinesterase inhibitor activity; pectinesterase activity
Source: RefSeq, a predicted model, not a curated record